AUUUUGGCUCAAGAGCGUUUUGUUGAGUGGAACUUGUAUUGCAAGUACCUUGUAUUGCACAACCAGGUUGUCAGUAAUCAUGCGGGGCCUUCUCCCAGUUGCAAUGGCCAUGCUCGCCGUGAUCGCCUUCACGAUCAGUGGAUGUGGAUGCGAGGACGGAAAGGUGCCAGAUGAACACGUGGAACGCCAGGAACAGAGUGGCGUGGAACUGGUAGGGGAUUCUGCGACAUUCCGUACACAAGUGAAGUAUAUUAGAGCUGGAUUGAUAGACGAUGGCAUGUUUGGAGGUGACGCGGAGGAGCCAAAAUUCACGUUGUCUUGCCUUGGUGGGGAGUCGUCCUAUGAAUCUUCCUUUGAGACAGGUGACGAAAAGAACUACCACCCUGUAUUGGGUGCCACAGAUGAUAACUGUUUCUACGCAGGUUUAAUGACAGUUGAGUGUCCCGCAGAAUCCGACGUCCAACUGCGCAUAAUGGAGAGUGACACUUUCUCGUCUGCCGAAACUGGGGAGAUAACUAUCCCAUGGGAAAUCAUUCAAUUUAUGACGCAUGGCAUGCAAACCAGCUUCCAGAUAUCCACAUCAAGCACGGGAGGUUGGGACCAAUUCUGGGCUUGGAUGUCUGAGCAGACUGGAGGCAUUUGCAUCACAGAUCUCAUACCCGGCGUCAAUGCAGCAGCGAAAUCAUUAAAGCUUUCAGCAAACGCCGUGAAAAGGAUCAAAAAAGCAAGCCGCACAGUACGACGUUACGAGAAAGCACAGGAGUUGCUUUCCUAUUGCUCCGAAGAUGGGUUUGAGCCAUGCGGAGACGCGUUUGAUACACUGGGUGCUCUUUGGGAUAUGCAGUGCGUGACGGCCAAUACAGGUGGUGGUGUCUACAAUUUCGUCGUUCAGUUCUCGGGGUCCACGCGUGUGGCGCUCAGUUUUGCAAGCCUUGCGUUCGGCCUCAGUCUUAGCGUACUGCUUCCAUGAGCGGGACACAGAUAUCAUCCAGUUAGAGCCUCGCUGUCUUUUUCAUCGUCUUCCUCGCUCUUUGCGUAGGGCGAUUGUUAUCGGGCUCUUUUCAGGUAUGAAGUAGUUGUGCAGGGUAUCAUCGGCCUCUUUCUGCUAUGAACUAGCUGUGCUGAUUAUUAUCGGCCUCUUUCAGCUAUGAAGUAGCUGUGCUGAUUAUUACUACCCGUUUGCUUCAGCUAUGAAGUAUUUGUGCACAUUAUUACCAGCGUUUCUCAUCUAUGAAGUAGCUGGCGUCGGAACAUCCAUGACGGCCGAGGAUGGCCGUGGUAGUUGACAACUGUUGUCGUCGGCGCCGCCGCCGUCGCACUCAUAUUAUUGUUUGUCGUCGUGUCCUGCUUCCUCCCCCAUCCAUUUCCUCAUCCUGCUCCUCCUCCCCCCCCGCCCU
This is a messenger RNA of Prorocentrum cordatum, 1397 nucleotides long. Lineage: Eukaryota; Dinophyceae; Prorocentrales; Prorocentraceae. The record is from the annotation of a GenBank genome assembly.